Paramecium pentaurelia is the source of this 1083-nucleotide messenger RNA. Lineage: Eukaryota; Ciliophora; Oligohymenophorea; Peniculida; Parameciidae. The record is from the annotation of a GenBank genome assembly.
AUGGGUAAUAAUUGUGUUUCAGAGAGUGAUUCAUUAAUUAAUGAAGACACAUAAGCUAAUUUCAAUAAAAUAGAAUCCAGACCUGGAAUUUAUGCUAUUGAACAUACUACUAAUACAUAUUUGGAUAACAUAUCUAUUAUGUCUUCCCCAGACUCUCCUUAUCCAAUCAUUUAUAUGGAGAAGAUGGAUGUAAUUGCAUUUAAAGGUCACAAAUUUGCAAUUCUUUAAAAAAAUAGUGUUUAUUAUGGUGAAAUCAAUUAGAAAUACUAAAAAAAUGGAAAAGGAAAACUUUAUUUAAUUGAUGUGGAUAAGAAUAGAAACUAAAAAUUAUUUAUAAUGAAAGGAAUGUUUAAAAAUGAUAUAUAUUAAGAAUCAGGACAAAUUUCACCUUUUGGAGAAUGUUUGGAUGAAACCUCUGAUUCAAAAAUUACAGAACCAUAAGAUUCAUAAAAAUCAAUAAUCUAGAAUAAUCAAUAUAAAUACAACAAGUUUAUAAAUGAUAAAGAUAUAAAUUCUAUUACUGAUAAAAAUUAACUUAGACCUAAUAUUGUUAAUGGAUAUAUUUAAUAUCUUUAAUAACUUGAUGAAUAAUUGUAUUGGGACACUCCUCCUUAAAAAAGAGAGAAAUUUUAAAGAACUAUUAUAUUCUAGAGUACAUGUUCAUUAGAUAAAUAUGAUGAAUUUAAAUAACUAAUUAAAUAAUUUAGAUUUGUUAAGUUUUGGUUAAUCUAUAAAAAAAUUGGAUUUGUUAUAGAACAUAAUCCUAAUCGUUGGUAUUUUGUAGAAGUAUAAAUUACUGAAGAUGAAUUCAAUAUCAAUAUAUAUGAUUCUAUUAAAUGUAGUGAUGCAUUUUAUCAAAACAUAAAACAUAAACUUACUCAACUCUUCUAAAAAUUACUCAAUCAUAAACUUUAAUCAAAACUAAUCAUUAAAGACAAUAUUCCUUAAUCAUAUAAUACAUAUGAUAGCGCAGUCUACACUUGUAUAUUUGCUAGAAUGCUUAGAUGUAAUUGUAGAAAUAAAGCACUUAAUAUGAGUCCUUCAUAAAUGAGAUCAGAUUUAUUAAAACUAUUUCUUAACUGA